Molecule: messenger RNA, 1761 nt
Organism: Pieris napi
Lineage: Eukaryota; Metazoa; Arthropoda; Insecta; Lepidoptera; Pieridae
Gene: Aven
Exons: 5
Coding region: 206-1234 (342 amino acids)
Biological process (GO): negative regulation of G2/M transition of mitotic cell cycle
Source: RefSeq, a predicted model, not a curated record
ACUGUUUUAAAGCUGAGAUCUAGGUUGAAUCUGAAAAAUUCAUUAUUAAUUUAAUUAAGACAAAUAAAAUUAUAAACGGUGGAACCUUUAAAAAAGUUUACUGUUAAAAAAAAGUGUACUGUAAAAUUAAUCAUAGUUAUAAAAAUUGCAAAUUAUCCAUUAACAGUACAAUAUGUUUGUAUAAAAUAAAGAUAUUUUAAUAAAUAUGCCGGAAGAUACAAAGACGCAGGGUAAAAAUAAAAAUGGUCCAAAAGAGCAACGUAAACGUCGAGGCCGACAAUCUGGUCCUGAAAUAAAGCAAGAAAAAGUAUCUGAGACAGCAAAACCUUCAACUAAAGCUCUGGAGAAAUCUGAAAAGCCUACAUAUGUACCACCGCCUCCAGAAUUUUAUAAGAAUCUAAAAAAAGAAACUGAUGAAAUACUCAAAAUUACGGAGGAAGAAAACUCAAAGUAUAAAAAGAAAGAAAUACUGAGUAAUUGGGCUAAGUAUGAGAUGCCCAUAGAGAGUUAUGAAGAAAUUGAUGAACAAGAGAAUUUGGGUGCUGAUUAUGAAACCUUAGCCAACACGCCAUUGUCUAUUGGAGGUCAUUUUCAAUUUAAACAUGAAAAAUCAUGGGAUGAAAACAGUGGACCAUCUCCUUAUGAUAAGUAUUUUGAUAUCAAUAUGGAGAACUUAUAUACAGCCCUAUCAAGCAUACCAUUUUUUGAAAGAAAUGAUAUAGAUCAAUCUAUCUUUAGUGAAACAGACAUUCAAAAUAUGACCCAUCGUGCAAUGAAGUUUAAACAAAAGUACUACAAUGAUAAGAAAUAUAUGACACCAGAGAUGGAGGCUCAAGAAAUAAUACUAAAUAAAUUGGCUAUACAUGAUGACACUAAGUAUGUAGAGGCAACUAAUAAUAAAGAAAUUGAUGUUCUACCUGAUAUUAAUUCAGAAAAUAAAGAAGUUGGUAUUAUAGAUAAUUCUGAUAACAUUGAAAUACAAGAACCUAAUACUAUAUUACAAAGUGAAGAUGAUAUCAAUGAACCUAGUGAAAUUACUGAACCACAAAUUUGGAAAGAAAAAGACAAUUUGAAACAUGUAUUAGAUAUGGAAGAUAAUAAAGUACCAAUUGAAAACAAUAUAGAGGUUGAACAGUUGUUUGAAAGUAAAGUCACUGCUUUGAAACCAAAGAAUCCUGUCAUAGAAUCGCCUGAAGAUCUUGAAAAAUGGCUUGAUGACUUCUUAGAUGGAUAAUUUCGUCAUGCAUGUGUACUAAUUAUGAUCAGUCAUUUAUUAAAAAUAUUUAUUCUACUAAAAAUAAUUACUAUAACACCAAUAUUGCUAUUACCUGUAGAUAAUAUGUACCUAUAUAUAGUUUUUUAUUUUACCGUGUCAUCUGUGUAGCUUAGUGGCAGUGAUGUCCAGGGUUUGCUAAUUUCUAUGUUGGUUAGCUUAUAAAGCUUAAUGAAAAUCAAUGCAAACAUUUAACUGAUUUUGGUAGGGUGUAAUUUGGCAAAAUCGAAAGUAAAAAAAAUAAUAUAAGUAUUAAAAUAAUUAUUGAAUAUGUCGAAAUUUAUUACACACAUGAUAAGUAAACUAAGUUAUUGAUGCAAAAUAUGGUUGUGACAAAAUUGAUUAGUCCGCAAUCCGCACGCAAUGUAUACGUGUUGUGACUAGAUUACGGCGCUUUUGUGGUACAUGUUGCAUUAAUACAAAAGCUAUACAAGUGAUAUAAAAAUAAAUUUUUGGAAAAAAUAUUCUUAAUGUUAAAACGAAUUAAA